AUGAACCUAAAGAAGCAGCUUCACAGCCUAACCAAAGGUAAUAAGACCCUGAAAUCUUAUUUGACUAAUGUUAAAGCUUUGUUUGCUCAAUUAGCAGAAUCAGGAUACACAGUAUCAGCUGAUGAAAAGAAGCAAGCCAUCUGCAAUGGCUUAAAUCAAAGUUAUGAUCCGAUUGUAACUGCACUCACUACAGUCGAGGGUAUGGACAUAGGUACCUUUUACUCUCAUCUUUUAACCUUUGGUAUGAGGCUAGAGCAACAUCUAGCCUUGUUGCAGCCAUCGUUAGCCAAUGUAGCGAUGACUUCCACAGCAGCCUCUGGUAACAUGCAAGACCAAAGAAGGUUUAUUGGUCAAGGUUCACAGUACCAGCAAAACAGAAAUCGGUCAUUCAGAAGAGGAAACAACAAUUCCUUCCAGCGCAAUAAUCAGCAGCAACCACGGAAUGAGACAGGACCAAAGUGCCAGAUUUGCAAGAAAAUAAAUCAUCUUGCAGAUAGGUGUUGGUUUCGAUAUGAGAAACCCAAUAACAAUCAGCAGAGACAACUAGUUGCUUACAUAGCUCUACCAGAAGGACAACUUGACAAUCAAUGGGUUACAGAUACCGGAGCUACACAUCAUUUGACAGCAGAUAUGAGAAAUUUAACUAUUCCUCAUGAGUAUGAUGGCACUGAACAAGUGCAAGUGGUAAUGCAAAAGAUUGUGAAGAUGAACAACAACAGCAGCAGCAACAAUCUCAUGAUGAGUGCUAAUUCAUCUCCAUUGAUGAACACAUCUUUCAUGAGUAAUACUAGUAGUAAUAGUAGUUGCAUUACGGGAAUUACCACUGAUAAUAUUAUGUUCUUUGAACAAGAAGAAGAAGAUUACUUCUACUCCAGCACUACCACUUCUACAACAACAGAUGCCAAUCUUCUGCCUUACUUCUCCUACUCGUCGACAAAUGAUUAUUACGGUGAUGAACCUACAAUGUUCUCUACGCACUCGUCAGUUGCGCCAAACGAUGGAUUCAUGAACUCUGGUUUUGAAGAUUAUGAGUUCAACAACACCACUGCUCCUGCUUCUACUUACCAUUACCCUAAACGCCAAAGAAUCUCAAACCAACAUCUUUCUAGCACCACUACUACAACUACUACGUUUCAUGCAGAAAAUAGUAUUUCAUUCGUCAACAAUGGUGCUAUGUACUAUCCAAAUUCCUCGAGUAACUUCAAUUACCCAAGUUGUUCUCAUUAUGAUCAUCAAUUUCCAAAACAAUCUUUCUUGUUGCCUUCAGUAACACCUAGUACUACCAGUAAUGCGGGACAGAAUUAUUCUUGUGGUGACUAUAAUGGGAUGAGCAGUACUAAUGCAAAGAAAUCGAAGAGUGGGUAUUUAUCGUCCCAGAGUGUCGCGGCUAGAGAGAGGAGAAGGAAAAUAAGCGAGAAAACUCAACAGCUUGGGAAGUUGAUUCCUGGUGGAAGCAAAAUGAAUACCGCUGAAAUGUUUCAUGCUGCUUAUAAGUAUAUCAAGUUUCUGCGAGCACAAAUUGGUGUACUUGAAUUCAUGGGUUCAAUUCAGGAAAAUAACAAGAUGGAUUGUUUAUCACCAGUUCUAGAAGUCUUAUUGAGAUCAAUAAAAGUCCAAGAGAAGUUGUAUUUAGAGGAAAUGUGUUUGGUCUCCAAAGAGCUGUUUGAUACCUGUGCAGCCCAAACAUAUAUCAGUUCCUAA
Molecule: messenger RNA, 1701 nt
Organism: Papaver somniferum (opium poppy)
Lineage: Eukaryota; Viridiplantae; Streptophyta; Magnoliopsida; Ranunculales; Papaveraceae
Exons: 3
Coding region: 1-1701 (566 amino acids)
Molecular function (GO): protein dimerization activity
Source: RefSeq, a predicted model, not a curated record